Molecule: messenger RNA, 924 nt
Organism: Coniophora puteana RWD-64-598 SS2
Lineage: Eukaryota; Fungi; Basidiomycota; Agaricomycetes; Boletales; Coniophoraceae
Exons: 11
Coding region: 1-924 (307 amino acids)
Source: RefSeq, a predicted model, not a curated record
AUGGCAACGACGUCUUCGCCCGAAGCUUUUAUCUCAGUCUCAGUCGCGUGGCAGAGCUCCAACUAUGCCCAAUGUGCUAUGGGAUUCCUGGUGGUCCACGACUACUUAAUUAACAUCGGUGACGAGCUCCGCUACGGAGGCCUGUUCUAUGCUAUCUCAGACUUGGUUAUUAUUUGGUCGUUUGGUAUCCGAGAUUCAUCCAUGCAAGAGGUGUGGCUCAACGAGCAAAGUACGCCUGACGCAAUUCUACUUCUUAGCUUGAACGGCAUGAUAGCACUCCGGGUGUAUGCUAUGUCCGGUCGUCCCAAGUUCCUACUCGUGGUUCUUUUGUCUCUGUUUAUAGCUGUCCAAGUUCUCAACAUUGUGUCGACGGCAGUCGUCGUGAGUGGGAUGCACGAUUUUAUCGUUAUACCCCCAGGAACGUGUGAUGUUCCGUCCACCCUCACUGCAUCUCGCCUCGCCCUUGCGAGCGAAUGCGCAGUCCUGUUAUACGAGCUGAUCCUCCUCAUUCUGGGUUUGAGCCGUUUCGCUGUGCAUGUGAGAGAGACUUGGCGUGCGAGUUCGGGGCUUCCAAGGGGCAGACUGAUGAACGUCAUGAUGAGAGACAAUUCUUUUUAUUUCCUUGCGCUCGCAGGAUCUAUGAUCGCGAGCGCCUUUGGCAGUUUGCAGUCGUCCCUCGGCGUGAGCGGAGUUAAUUUGUUUGCUGGGUUACUAAACAACGUUACCGCGCUAGCUGCAAUCGGUGUCAUCACCGAUGUGCUCCCAUGGUAUCAAACGUGUCUGCUUGGUCCGACAAUGAUGCUGAGUAUCAGACGAUACGAUGCUAAACUACGUAGAGGAAAUUCUCAGCCACAGGGCGACGAGGAAGAGGCAGUGAGCGAUGUGUGCACUGGUUCCAAUGUGCUGAUUAUGCUCCAUGCUUAG